Molecule: messenger RNA, 5596 nt
Organism: Pogoniulus pusillus (Red-fronted tinkerbird)
Lineage: Eukaryota; Metazoa; Chordata; Aves; Piciformes; Lybiidae
Gene: TRAM2
Product: translocation associated membrane protein 2
Exons: 11
Coding region: 97-1221 (374 amino acids)
Biological process (GO): SRP-dependent cotranslational protein targeting to membrane, translocation; protein insertion into ER membrane
Cellular component (GO): endoplasmic reticulum membrane
Source: RefSeq, a predicted model, not a curated record
CCCGGGGAAGUUUGGCGGCGCUGAGCGGCGGCGGGGGGCAGCGGGGCGGCGGCUCGUUCCGCUGCCGUUCCGCGCCGCACCCCUCCCGCUGCGGCCAUGGCCUUCCGCCGGCGGGCCAAGAGCCACCCGCUCUUCAGCCAGGAGUUCCUCAUCCACAACCAUGCCGACAUCGGCGUCUGCCUGGUGCUCAGCGUCCUCAUCGCCCUCAUGUUCGAGGUUACAGCCAAGACUGCCUUUCUGUUUAUCUUACCUCAGUACAACGUCAGUGUGCCUACAGCAGAUGGGGAGCUAGUCCAGUAUCACUACGGGCUGAAGGAUCUGGUUACUAUCCUCUUCUACAUCUUCAUCGCCAUCAUCCUGCACGCGGUGGUGCAGGAGUACGCCCUGGAUAAAAUCAACAGGCGCCUCCAUCUCUCCAAAGUCAAGCACAGCAAAUUCAACGAGUCAGGACAGCUGGUUGCCUUCCACCUCAGCUCUCUGGUGUGGUGCUUGUACGUCGUGGUGACGGAAGGAUACAUAUCAAACCCCCGGAGCUUGUGGGAGAACUACCCCCACGUUUAUCUUCCGUUGCAGGUGAAGUUUUUCUACUUGUGCCAGCUUGCUUACUGGCUGCAUGCCCUGCCAGAGCUCUACUUCCAAAAGGUCCGCAAGGAGGAGAUCCCCCGGCAGCUGCGGUGCAUCGCGCUCUACCUGCUGCACAUCGCUGGCGCCUAUCUCCUCAACUUAACCCGCCUGGGGCUGAUCCUCUUGCUGCUGCAGUACUUAGCUGAGUUCUUCUUCCACAUGGCCAGGCUGGUCUGCUUCGCCGAUGAGAACAACGAGAAGCUGUUCAAUGUCUGGGCUGUCGUGUUCGUGGUCACCAGGCUCUUCACCCUCACCUUGUACAUCUUGGUUAUCGGCUUCGGGCUGCCGCGGGUGGAGAACCAGCUCCUCAACCCCGAGAGAGGGAACCUCUUCAGCUUUCUCUUCAACAACAUCCUCUUCAGAAUGAGUGUGCUGCUGCUGGUGUGCCUGUUCCAGGCCUCGGUGAUGUGGCGCUUCAUCCGCCUGCAGCUGCGGCGCUGGCGCGAGCACUGGCACCAGCAGAGCAGCCGCAAGCGAGCCGCCAGCGCCAGGCAGCAGCCCAAGCCGCUCAAGAGGGACUCGGGUUACCAUGAGAACGGAGUGGUGAAAGCAGAGAACGGCACCUCACCACGAACCAAGAAGCUGAAAUCACCAUAGAAGCAAAGGCUUGUCUGCUGGGGAGGAGGGUGAGAUACCAGGACUAAGAAGCUACCCCUCCUCCUGUUCCUCACCAGUGUCUUGAGUGGCUUGGAAACCUGUCAUCUUCCCAAGGUGUCUCUCACUCUCCUCCUUUCCUUUCCUGCUCUCUUGAACCAUUUGCAAUAAAACCAAAAAGGUCCCUUUCCCGUGCUCCCUUCCCCUCAUAGGAGCCUUCUCCAGCCCUCCUGGGUUUGCCUUCCUCCAUUUCCUCCUAAAUCAGUGUGCAAUUCUGUUUUUCCCCCUAUUUUAGUGUUUGCUUAUUUUGGAUUCUUGUUACCAAUGCAGCAUAGAUAGUUCCAAACAAUCCUUGUUUUUUCCUACAGCCCUUCCUCCCCGGUCUCUGUGGUGCUUGCCAGAGCCCCAGAGUCAGGCCCGUGGCAACUGGAAGGCACCCUGUGGCUGUUGUGGGAACAGGCUCCUGAGGGAAUGUGCUUUGUGACCCUGAGGCUCAGGGGUGCUCCUGGGCAGGGGUUGCCUCACUAGGCAUGUCUGUCCACAGCCGUGGCAAGUGCCACAGGAUGGUGAUGCUGCAAACAGAGGCUGUGGUCUGAAGGAGGAGCCUCAGCCAUGUCUUGUCUCAUGGUGGAGUGCUGGUUAAAUGGGUGUCCUUCAGCCCCUGGCUUUCAGCUCCUUUGGGAGAGCUGGGCAGUGGAGAAGGGAGUCGAGUUCCCUCCUCCUUCAGGACCCACUUUCCAGCUUUUGCUUCCCCCAGCUCUUCUGCUGCAGCUGGGUCCCUCUUACCCUCUUGGCUGCAGGAGGUGAGCUGCUCCUUAGUCGUUCUGGAGCUCCCAGUUCCAAGAGCUGAACUUGGUGCUCUGCAGCCAUCAGUGCCUUGUCAUGGGGCAGCAGCAUCCUCAGGUCCACAUCAAGCCUCGAGUCCCGCUGAGUGCUGGCCUGACUCUCGCUGGCCCCGGCCCUUUGCCAGCUGGUGUGUGCCUCGUGGACCUGGCAUUCUCCUGUCCAGAUGAGCAAACUGGCUGCUGCAAAGAGCUCUGCAUCAGCAGGACUGUGCCCCUCCUGCUCUUGCCUUAGCCUUCCUCACCCUCACCCUGGCGGUCCAGCCGCGCUGCCGGCAGCCACCAGCUUCGCUCUUUGUUUCCAAGGGAUACCUGCUGGUAUCCACCCAAGGUGCUAUCCAACACAGGCUCUCUUCCAAACAGCCUGGCCCCUUCCUCCCUUGCUGAGCUGUGAACGAGAUGACAGGGAAGGGGAAGGAAGCUGGGGCUGCGAGGAGCAGCCUGCGUGCUAGGAGGAGCCUGACCUGUGAUGCACGAUGGCAGAUGGAGUUGUCUCAAAUCUACCUCAGAGGCCAUCUGUUGCUGCAGACCACUUUCUCCUCUUGCUCCUGCCCGCUGCCACUUGGACGUGCUGGCAGGAGAUCUGUGGGAACUCCAGAUCCUGCUGGCUGGGUCCCCAGCUGCCUCUCUGCUGAGGGAGCAGCACCUGCUGCCCAGGGUGCCAUGAAUCAGUACCAGCUCACCAAGCUUCUUUAAGGUGCCAUGCACCAGCCUAGGUUUGGUGCAGUAGAUGGGCACCCAUCUGUCCCCCACAGCUCUCCUCUGGAGCAGAUUCUGUAGCUGGGCUUUGCUGUUGGUGCCUCUUGUGCAGCAAAGCCAGCUGUAGCUUUAGUUCUUCUCCACAGCAGGAACGGGUGAGUGGUGGGCAAGGCGUGGGGGCACAGAGCUGCGGGGAGCUGGGCUGCUCUUUGGUAUGCAGGCCAGGGUUCAGAUCCACCUCGAGGGUGAGGCAGGGACGAGGUCCUUCAUGUGCCUCUUGCUCAAGCCUUUGGGCAGCUGAUCUGUGGCUCUCUCCAAGUGCAAUCCUAGCUCGAGGCUGGCACAGUUGUCCUUCAGAUCACUCGUGUUUUGGGGAAUGGGUGAUAGUUGACUUUCUCCCCCUCUUUGAGAUGGGUCAGGGUUUCUUUUCCUCCUCCUGUAGGUGUCUUUUCUUCCUUCUCCUCUCUCCUGAUGCUGGGCACCAGAGGGAGAGAGAAUGCACAGGGACACGAGGACAGUUGGUCAGAUUCCAUUUGUUCCUCCAUCUCCACCACCUCUGAGUGUCAAAGGAGAGGUAUUGGCAGGAGAGGGAUUUGUCCUUUGCCAGGGGGUCUGAAGAAGGAGACUCUGGAUCAGAGCCCUCCUUGUAGCCUUGGCUACAGGCAGCAGGUGAUGCCGCCUGACUCAGAGGCAGCAGCGGUGCCCGCAGUGCCGUGUGCCCAGCGAGGUGGGGCAGAGCUUUACGUUAGGCUGUGGUAAAGGCCUAGUGUGAGAAGUUUUCCCUUUCUCCUGCUUCUUCCCAUCCCCGACCAUCCACUGCCAGGUGCCCUCUGAGAGCGGCUGCUGGCCGGCAUCUCUCCGGAGCCUCAGCCGCUCCUUUGUGCCUCGCCACAGCUGAGCUGUCCGCUCUGUCAGCAGGUGACACUUAACAGCCCUCCGAGAGUCUGCCUGCUGAAGGCUUCCUCCUGCCUGCCUGCCUCGCUGCGGGCAGCUUUUCCCCUUGCACACUCUUGCAGCCUCAUGCAGUAGCCAGCGAUGCUCUGCAUCCCAAGUGCCUUACAUUGCCGUGUAGGCUUCAGCUGUGUGCUGAACACCCUCCCUCUUCACAACCAACCUGCAACGUGAGCUUCAUCUGUGUGGGGUUUGCUUUCUGCUUGGUAGAGCUACCAGUAAAAGGGACAGUUUGGUUUGCAGGCUUUUCCAUGUCUUCCUCUUUCUGCUUUUUUGUUUAAGACCUGUAGAUGAUGGGAUGGGGUUGGGUGUGGUGGGGGUUUUUUUGCCCACCCUUGCAUUUAGUCCUCAGAAAUCCCCAUCCCCAUCCCUUUGUUACACCAAGCGUGGCAGGAUCCCUGGAGUUCUCUUUUGGUUUUGAGCUGAGCCUCUGAUGUAAGGCAGUCUGCACUGUCCUCCCAGAGGAGUGCAGUCCACCCUUCAUCAGGGGCUGCCAUGGGCUGCUUCAGUCUCUCUCCUAGUUCUAGCAACAUCCCUCAGCUGGGAGCCUGCAGUAGCUGCUUCUGUGUCCAUGUCAUGUCUCAGCAGGCUGAGCCUUCAGCCCAAAGACCUUUUCCACACGGAGUAUUUUCAUUGCAAGCCUCAGUGGUCAAUCUUCCCUCGACCCCUCUUGUGCACAGAGAUGCCACAGCCUGACUUCCCUCCCGUGGCUGCUCUUCUCUUGCCUCAUCUUGUCCAAGCCAUGAGUCUUCUGCAGAGAAGAGCCAACCCCAGACAAGAACUCUUGUUCACCACAGUGCAGGCAGUGGUGGAGACUACAGCAAGCCUUUGCUUCUAGCAUGCUGCUGCUGCUGUGGGUUGGAGGCUGUUCCUGUAGUCUGUGUCCAACCUGAGAAGGUUGGGGUUGAGUGGUCUGGAAUGUUUUGGUGUGAAGCAUCAUGCUUUUUACUGGCUCAGCCUAGAUAUCUUGUCACAGCCCAGCAGCAGUUAUCUUUUGGCCUUAGAGAGUUGGGGAAUGGGCUUGGGAAGAGAAAGGGGCAGCAGAAGAGCAGAUGUAGCAUUUCAGACAGAACUCUUGAGUGACUCCUUUGUUACAGGGCAUUACAGUUGCUUUUUUUUUUGGGGGGUCAUCUGUUUGUUUAGGAUCACUUCUCACUGAUCAUGUUUGAGUUAGCAAUAAUGAAGUCAAGUUCCAAUUCUCCUGUAGGUCUCUUUACCCUUAAUUCACCAUUGAACACACAUCUUUUUUGGUAGGCUUUGUGGUCAGAGAGAAAAGACCUGCUCUAGGAUACCUCCAAAAGACUCCUGAAGCCAGUAGCCACCCUGCCUUUGCUGCAGCCUGUGGGCAUUCACAGCAGCCUCAUCUCUUGCCUUAGGUGAAGUCUUGGUAGGUGGACCUUGGCUUGUGUCAACAGUAGAUGGAGUUUAUGGGCUUUGAUUUGCAGCCUUCUGGUUAACUCCAUGAGGAUGUAGCAGAUAACCAUGGCAGGCUUUUGUACUGCGGGGGUGAAGUUUGCUUCUUCACCCUGGGGCUGGGGAGGGGUUCUUGCUGUAAAAGCCAGGCAGAAGCAAGGAGUUUGUCUUUGAGCCUGCUGAACUCAAGAGACCAAACUUCAGCAAAGGAACUCGAGGACAACUUCUCUUUCUUUUCCAUAUUUAUGCUUCAGUGCAAAGUUUCCUGAUUGUUUUGGAAGGGGGAAGGGAGGGGGAGGGGAAGUAACAGUCUCUGCUAUCUUACCCUGUUGGAUUCCUUCUUCCUGUCACUUCAGUCCGUUUGUUUUUUUACAGGUGGUGUUUGUUGUUGUUUGUCUGUUCGAUGACUUUUGUGAUAAACUCAACAGAAGUAUUUUUCUGAAAUAAAGAAAUAAAAGGCAUAGAUUCCUCCA